Molecule: messenger RNA, 1203 nt
Organism: Cuscuta campestris
Lineage: Eukaryota; Viridiplantae; Streptophyta; Magnoliopsida; Solanales; Convolvulaceae
Source: the annotation of a GenBank genome assembly
CAAAGAAAAAAUAACUUGGCCGAAUCAACAUUGAGGGUUGUUGGUUUGUUAAAUAGUGGGAAAUAAUUAAUUAAAGGCCUAAUUAAUUAUUCAACAUGAUAGAUAACCUAGUUUGCAAUCUCAUUCUCUAGAUGGCAUCCAACAACACGAAUAGUCAUUCAAUCAACCUGCGUUAUAUCCUCGAGAGCCAAAAACUCUCCGGGGAAAACUUUAUUGACUGGGAGUUAAAUCUCCGAAUUGUUCUUGAACUGGAAAGGAAGCUCUAUAUCCUUGAUAAAGAGCCUUCAAAUGCACCCGUGGCGAACGCACGCGCUGCCGAACUCGCUUCUUACCAGAAGUACGAGGACGACAAGCGUGACGUGAAGUGCAUCAUCCUGGCCAGCAUGAUCCCAGAGCUCCAAAGGCUCCACAAUGACAUGGAAGCGCGCACCAUGAUGCAGCGCUUGAGAGACCUUUACCAAGCAGAGUAUGGUCAAACUGUCGUGAAUUUCUAUAUGAACAAACUCGACAUGACCUUGGCUGAGCUGUUGAAAUUCCUCACCACCGCUGAGGAGAGUCUUGGGAGAGGAAAGGCAAAACCCGUCCUGAUGGUGGAGGACGGUGCACUGGCAAAGGGAGACAAAGCGGGAGCCCAGAAGAAGAAGAAGAAAGUAGCUGUUGUCUGUUACCAUUGUGGCAAGAAAGGCCAAUGGAGGCGCAACUGCGCAAAGCUUAUGGCAGAGAGGAAAGCGGGCAAACAUCCCGUCACCUCAGGUAUUUACGUUAUUGAAGUCAACAUGUCUGAUUUCACCGCUUGGGUGAUUGACACUGGAUGUGGUUCUCACAUCUAUACUUCUAUGCAGGAUCUGCAUGAGGUGAGACAGUUGACUGAGGGAGAGGUUCAGCUUAGAGUCGGCAAUGGAGCAGUUGUCAAUGCGUUGGCCGUCGGAACCUAUAAUUUACCUCUUCCUAGCAGGAAUAUUAUUUCUGUCUCCUGCCUUGACAAAGCAGGAUAUUCCAUUGUUCCCAGAACCAAAAUCAGAACUGAACUGGUAUCGUGUCUAGCCCUAGUCGAGAGUAAGUUAAUAGGGAUGGAGGGGUUGGAGAACAAACUUUGGCCAAAGUUUUUACAUUGAACAAGACUAACCCCGUGUACGUACGUGAAAUGUUAUUUCAAUGGUAAGAUGAGUGAAUUAGAAGUAAAAAUAUAGAGCAUUGGAUGGG